Molecule: messenger RNA, 354 nt
Organism: Colletotrichum orchidophilum
Lineage: Eukaryota; Fungi; Ascomycota; Sordariomycetes; Glomerellales; Glomerellaceae
Exons: 3
Coding region: 1-354 (117 amino acids)
Source: RefSeq, a predicted model, not a curated record
AUGGCGCCCAAGGGUCCUUACAAGUUGGUCACGGUCAACACCGCGCCUGAGCGGGCGAAGAGACUCAUCGGCCGCAUGACUGAGGCGCUCAAAGACCAGUACACCAUUGAUUAUGUCGCCAACUGCGAAAGAAUCGACGAGGUCGAAGGCAAGGUGAAGGAGCACAUGCCGGACGUCUUGUUCUGCGCAUCAAUGUGGACAGCAGAGGAGGCAGAGCAGAUUCAGGCUACCGCGAGGUCAAUCAGACCGGACAUCAAGACCCAUGCUAUUCCCCACGGGUUGCAGGUUGAGAGGGGGCCGGAUGCAAUUGUUGAACAUCUCCUUGAGAAGGUUCCUCAACUGCUGGAGAGCUAG